AUGCUAGGUCCAUAUAUCACCUCUCGAUAUCUAUCUAAGUCUGAUCAUAUCUAUCUCUCUACCUAUCUAUCUAUCUAUCUAUCUAUCUAUCUAUCUAUCUAUCUCAGUCUGAUCAUGUCUAUCUCUCUACCUAUCUAUCUCAGUCUGAUCAUAUCUAUCUAUCUAUCUAUCUAUCUAUCUAUCUAUCUCAUUCUGUUCAUUAUCUAUCUAUCUAUCUAUCUAUCUAUCUAUCUAUCUAUCUAUCUAUCUAUCUCAUUCUGUUCAUUAUCUAUCUAUCUAUCUAUCUCAUUCUGUUCAUUAUCUAUCUAUCUAUCUAUCUAUCUAUCUAUCUAUCUCAUUCUGUUCAUUAUCUAUCUAUCUAUCUAUCUAUCUAUCUAUCUAUCUAUCUAUCUAUCUCAUUCUGUUCAUUAUCUAUCUAUCUAUCUAUCUAUCUAUCUAUCUAUCUAUCUAUCUAUCUCCGUUCAAAUAUCUAUCCCAAUCAGCUCAUUAUCUAUGUAUCUCAGUCUGUUCAUAUCUACCCCAGUCUGCUCAAAUAUCUAUGUUCAUACCUGUCUUUCUAUUUAUCUAUCUCAGUCUGCUCAUAUCUAUCUCAGUCAGUACAUUAUCUAUCUAUCUAUCUAUCUAUCUAUCUAUCUAUCUAUCUAUCUAUCUAUCUAUCUAUCUCAGUCUGAUCAUGUCUAUCUCUCUACCUAUCUAUCUCAGUCUGAUCAUAUCUAUCUAUCUAUCUAUCUAUCUAUCUAUCUAUCUAUCUAUCUAUCUGUUCAUUAUCUAUCUAUCUAUCUAUCUAUCUAUCUAUCUAUCUAUCUAUCUAUCUAUCACAAUCUGUUCAUUAUCUAUCUAUCUAUCUAUCUAUCUAUCUAUCUAUCUAUCUAUCUAUCUAUCUAUCUCAUUCUGUUCAUUAUCUAUCUAUCUAUCUAUCUAUCUAUCUAUCUAUCUCUAUCUAUCUCCGUUCAAAUAUCUAUCCCAAUCAGCUCAUUAUCUAUGUAUCUCAGUCUGUUCAUAUCUACCCCAGUCUGCUCAAAUAUCUAUGUUCAUACCUGUCUUUCUAUUUAUCUAUCUCAGUCUGCUCAUAUCUAUCUCAGUCAGUACAUUAUCUAUCUAUCUAUCUAUCUAUCUAUCUAUCUAUCUAUCUAUCUAUCUAUCUAUCUCAGUCUGUUCAAAUAUCUAUCUAAUGUGUGUGUGUUUAUAACCAUCGAUCUGUUUGGCCCUCUCUUUCUUACUUUCUUUCUCUCUCUCUCUCUCUCUCUCUCUACACACACAUAUUUUCUUGCUAAUUUUUUACCACUAUUUUAUUCCACUUUGUCCCCCAAUUCUUUUCAUUUUCCUCUGUCCUUCCUCCCGUCUCUCUUCGCUCGAUCCUUCCUUCACCUCGUUUCUUCUCCUCUCCGCUUUUUCUCUCUCUCUCUCUCUCUCUCUCUCUCUCUCUCUCUGUGUGUGUUUCACCUUCUGUUUCUUUCUCCCAGUUCCACCUUCUCUUUCCUCGUCUUCAAUUCUAGCUCCUUUCCCCCCACCAUCUUUUCUCAUUCCCUAUCCCUUUCUCAUUUUAACUUUCACGAUCGAGCUGUUUCCUCGCUUCUGUCUUGCCUCUUCUCUUUCUUCCUUUUCUCUCACUCCCUACACCUUUCUCUCUUUAUCUUUCUCGCUCUGUUUACACACUUCCCUCUUGCCUCUUCUCUUUCUUUCUCUUCCACUCUAUCUUUCCACUUCUCCCUCUUUCUCUCUCUUCCUGUUUUCUUCUGUUCCUGCAACUUGAAGAAUUCAUUCGUUCAAUGUUCUGUUUCCUUCCUUUUGCGUGUUGAAGAAUUAUUCGUUCAGUGUUCUGUUUCCUUCCUUUUGCCAGUUGAAGAAUUCAUUCGUUCAGUGUUCUUUCAUUUUCUCGUUUCUCUCUCUCUCUCUCUCUCUCUAUCUAUCUAUCUAUCUAUCUAUCUAUCUCUUCCGGAUCUAUUUUUUUCCAGACAUCUUUGA
This is a messenger RNA of Acanthosepion pharaonis, 1965 nucleotides long. The record is from the annotation of a GenBank genome assembly. NCBI's taxonomy places the organism in Eukaryota, Metazoa, Mollusca, Cephalopoda, Sepiida, Sepiidae.